Molecule: messenger RNA, 4110 nt
Organism: Calypte anna (Anna's hummingbird)
Lineage: Eukaryota; Metazoa; Chordata; Aves; Apodiformes; Trochilidae
Gene: HLTF
Product: helicase like transcription factor
Exons: 24
Coding region: 77-3037 (986 amino acids)
Molecular function (GO): ATP binding; ATP-dependent chromatin remodeler activity; nucleic acid binding
Source: RefSeq, a predicted model, not a curated record
CCGCCUCUGCCUCGACGGGGGUUGGUGGGCGCGAGCACGGAACUGUGGCGGGCAGAGGGGUGCGGGUCUCGUCGCUAUGUCGCGGAGGUUUCGCAAAGGUUCUACAAGAGGAUGCUCUCAAUAUAACAUCUGCAGAGGAGAGAAAAACUAUGCCUGUUUUUCCUCCUCUCACUUUGACUCCUAUCUUGAGUUGGAAGACCUCUCUGUAGGUGACACUUCUGGAGCAGAGGAGGACACAGAUUCAGCUAUUUUAUAUGGAACUUUGCGAGGAAGUGUUGUUGGAUUACGAUACUACACAGGGAUUGUUAAUAACAAUGAAAUGGUUGCACUUCAGAGGGAGCCCAGUAAUCCUUAUGAUAAAAAUGCAGUGAAAGUAAAUAAUGUUAAUGGAGAUCAGGUAGGCCAUAUAAAAAAAGAGCUAGCAGCAGCAUUGGCAGGCAUUAUGGACAACAAUCUAGCAUCAGUUGAAGGAGUUGUCCCUCAUGGAGCAAAAAAUGCCUUUACCAUGCCUUUACAAAUGAGUUUUUGGGGAAGAGAAGAAAACAAGGAAGCAGUGCUAGAUCAGCUUAAAAAGCAUGGAUUUAAACUGGCUCCUCCUCUGAAAGGACAGAUAGGUUCAGAAUGGGACUUUGGAACACAGUGGAUUUCUGGGAGAGCUGGUCCAAGUUACAGAGCUCCAGUUCAUGCUGCUGUACAGUUGACAACUGAACAGCUUAAAAGUGAAUUUGACAAACUGUUUGAGGAUCUGAAGGAAGAUGAUAAAACUGGUGAAAUGGAAGCAGCAGAGACUGUUGGCACCCUCUUGCUUCCACAUCAGAAGCAGGCCUUAGCUUGGAUGGUUUCACGAGAGAACAGUAGUGAUUUGCCACCAUUUUGGGAACAGAGAAGUAACUUCUAUUACAAUAUACUUACAAAUUUCACAGAAAAGAAGCGUCCUGAAAAUGUUCUUGGAGGAAUACUAGCUGAUGAUAUGGGACUGGGUAAAACACUUACUACUAUUGCACUGAUUCUCACAAAUUUUCAAGAUGGCAAACCUCUUCCAGUUGAAAAGAACAGGAGUGAUAAGUUUUAUGAGGAAUCCAAUACUAAGGCCAUGUGCAACGUUGGACACAAACCGUGUAAAGACUUGAGCAGUGUGAUGGAGCCUGGUGUUUCUAACGUAGAAAAGUUUGAAACUUUGUUGAGAUACUCAAGUUGUCUUCCAAAAAGAGAUAAAGCUAAGAAACCCAGAUAUUCAGGGAGCAGUAACCUUGAAGAGUCUGAAGAAUGUUUACUGCAACAAACAGAAUCAGCUUCCUGUGCUAUCCAAGAAGAUACAAGCUUUGCAUCUGCUCUUCUACCUUCAUCUACUUGUUUAAAAAGGAAAACAAAGAGAAAAGGUAUGGCUAGUGGCCAGGCAGCUGAGAGGAAAUACUCUGAUGAUCUCUCCAGAGCAACACUGAUUGUAUGCCCGCUGUCUGUCCUAAGCAACUGGAUUGACCAGUUUGAACAACAUAUCCACCAGGAUUUUCAUGUUAAUAUUUAUGUUUAUUAUGGUUCUGACCGUAUCAGAGACCCAUCAGUUCUUUCAGAACAAGACGUUGUACUGACAACAUACAACAUUUUGGCUAGUGAUUAUGGAAUCAGAGGUGACAGCCCUUUACACAAAGUCAAGUGGCUGAGAAUUGUAUUGGAUGAGGGGCACACUAUACGAAAUCCAAAUGCUCAACAAACUAAAGCUGCUUUAAGUCUGGAGGGACUCAGAAGAUGGGUGCUGACAGGCACUCCUAUUCAGAAUUCUGUAAAGGAUUUAUGGUCUCUUAUUUCCUUCAUAAAACUGAAACCUUUUACUGACCGAGAGUGGUGGCACAGAACAAUUCAACGUCCGGUCACAAUGGGAACUUCAGGAGGACUUGGGCGUUUACAGUCUCUGAUUAGGAGUAUCACUCUGAGAAGAACUAAAACAAGUAAAGUGAAAGGAAAACCCGUUCUGGAGCUACCAGAACGUAAAGUACUGAUUCAGCAUGUUACGCUUACAGAGGAAGAGAGACAGCUCUAUCAGUCUGUGAAGACGGAGGGCAGAGCUGCUAUUAGCAGAUGUUUCAAUGAAGGGACUGUUCUGACUCACUAUGCUGACAUCCUUGGUAUCCUGCUCAGAUUGAGGCAGCUUUGUUGUCAUCCUCAUCUUUGUAUAAAUACAUCAUCUCCUAGUUUUUCAGCUGAUAAUAAAACUCCUGGAGAACUGCGUGAGACAUUAGUGAGUAAAAUGAAGUUGGUUCUCAGCUCAGGUUCAGAUGAAGAGUGUGCAGUUUGCUUGGAAUCACUGACUCUUCCUGUGAUAACACACUGUGCACAUGUGUUUUGUAAGCCAUGUAUCUCUGAAGUCAUCAGAAGUGAACAGCCAAAUGCCAAAUGCCCGCUCUGCAGGAAUGAGCUUCAAGCGCAGCACUUGGUGGAAUGUUCCCUAGAAGAGGAAGUAGACUCCAGUAGUGGGAAGAAGUCUGAUCAGGAGUGGAUAUCCAGUUCAAAGAUAAAUGCCCUCAUGCAUGCGCUGAUAGAACUACGGAGGGAUAAUCCAGCUGCUAAGUGCCUGGUUGUUUCUCAGUUCACAACUUUCUUAUCGCUGAUAGAAAAUCCCUUGAAAGAAUCUGGGUUUGCCUUUACUCGUUUGGAUGGGUCAGUGACGCAGAAGAAAAGAGUAGAAGCGAUUCAGUGUUUCCAAGGCAGCCAAGCAGGAUCCCCAACUGUAAUGCUUUUGUCUCUGAAAGCAGGUGGAGUUGGAUUAAAUCUGACAGCAGCUUCCCGAGUGUUUUUAAUGGAUCCUGCUUGGAAUCCUGCUGCAGAAGACCAGUGUUUUGACAGGUGUCACAGGCUGGGUCAGAAAAAUAACGUUGUUAUUACUAAGUUCAUUGUGAAGGAUUCAGUUGAAGAAAGUAUGCUGAAAAUUCAGAACAAGAAGAGGGAACUUGCAGCAGGAGCCUUUGCUACCAAAAAGCCUUCAGCAAGUGAAGUAAAACAAGCCAAAAUUGAUGAAAUUAAAGCUCUAAUUGAUUUAUAGCUUGAAAUGGUAGUAUUUUGAGUAAAUAAUAUAUUUUAUCUUAUAUUACUCUUCAAGUUGCAUGUCCCAUGCUGACUUUUAGUUUUGCUAUCUCUAUGGUCAAAACAUACAUGCUUCAAAUUUCUAAAAAAUAAGUUAUUUCUGAAUACUAAUUUAGAAACACACAGACUUGUUUUGCACUCGUGAAAUCCUUCCGGCAUUCAUUUCUUCAGAAUGCUUCUUAUUAUGUACAAUGCCUAAGAACACAUAAAAAUCUCUUGGAACAGAAAUGUUUAUUUGUGCAUUCUAAUUUGGAAGGAUUUAAUCUCUUUUUAGAGGUGAAAAGAUAAAAAAAGGUAAAUAAUGUGUGUUUUGUUCUUCAGAUAAAACCCUUAAGAAAUUAAUUAUCUUCAUAUUUUAAUCUCAGGUGUUUCCUGAUAGUCAGACAGGGCAACUGGAUUGUUUUCUGCAGGACUAUGAUUCUUUUGAAAAAUGAUGCUUUGAGUAUGUAGUGCUUUAAUUCAGUUACUAAUGUGAGUACCUUCAGACAAGGAAUAAAAGGGGAUCUCUGUUGUUCUCCAAAUGCUGUUCUUCAAUAAUUUAAUAAUGGCAGAUAAUGACAUACAGGUCAUUGUCUUAAAAACAUGCUGCACAGAGUUCGCUAUAGAUGUCAUACCUUUUGCUUUCCUGAGUCUGUGGGUAAGCACUUGACCACAGUGUGAAUCACGGAGGCCAGGACAGAAUACUUUUAUAGGUUUUUCUUUCUUUACUAACUAUAUUGGUUAACCCAAAACAUGCAGGUUUUCAUCUCAUUCAGUACCUGUCUUUACCUUCCUGUAUUAGUGUAACAAAAUUUACAAGCUAAACCAGAUUUUCAAGUUGGUAUAGUCUCACGUUUUUACUGCUUGUGUUCUUUUCAGCUAAGCUUAAAAAGAAGUAACUUACAUGUUCUCUAGUACAAAUACAGACAAGAGGAGCAAAACUAGGACUGUUUGGCUGUCUUUUCAAGAGAGUAUUUAACCAUUUUCCAUAGAGUAUUUUGUGAGCAUGCAGAAGUCAAACAUUUCUACUUGUUGGAUAAAGUAUACUUUUGU